Messenger RNA from Astyanax mexicanus (Mexican tetra), 5480 nucleotides. RefSeq names its product UDP-Gal:betaGlcNAc beta 1,4- galactosyltransferase, polypeptide 6 (gene b4galt6). The record is from RefSeq and is a predicted model, not a curated record. Lineage: Eukaryota; Metazoa; Chordata; Actinopteri; Characiformes; Acestrorhamphidae. The coding region runs from base 448 to 1593 and encodes 381 amino acids. Gene Ontology annotation, molecular function: UDP-galactose:glucosylceramide beta-1,4-galactosyltransferase activity. Gene Ontology annotation, biological process: carbohydrate metabolic process; glycosphingolipid biosynthetic process. The transcript is spliced from 9 exons.
GAGUAGGAAGACUAUCAUCAUCAUCAUCAUCUGAAUUCCUCCUUCUCACUCAGUCCGUUUCAAACAUGGUGGUGCCUGCUCCGCUGCGGAUAUGAAUGGAUAUUAGUCACUCCCCUCCCGCUGUCACUGAGAGCCGGCGAUGCUGCGCUGUGUGCGGGGUGCGGGGCUGGACGCUGCUUGGUAGAGCGCCGGGCCUGCUUUCUUCAUCAGUCUGGAAAUUUCUUGACUUCAGCAGUUCGGCUGUUUCGGGCCGAGCGAGCUCCACGCUAGCCGCACCGCCGCAUCCCUCUUCCCCGCUGGCCCGCCCAGGCCACAGCGAUGCGGACUUUAGCGGACCCCUGAUCCCCGGGAGCACCGCGCGUAUCGCCAGUCAGAGGACGGGGCUGAGUGUUUUAUGGACCUGACGGUUAGCCGGUGGUAGCGGCAGCAGCGGCUCGGCGCGGAGACAUGUUCAGUACGAGGCGGCUGUUGCGGUUGUCGAACCGCUCCUUUUUGGCCUUCAUUUUCUUCUUCUCCAUGUCCACCACCUGCCUGUACUUCAUAUAUGUGGCCCCAGGAAUAGCCAACACAUACUUCUUCAUGGUGCAGGCUCAGGGUAUUAUGUUGCGGGACAACGUGCGAACAUUUGGUCAGAUGAUCAGAUUGUACACCAAUAAGAACAGCACGCUCAAUGGCACAGAUUAUCCAGAAGGAAAUAACUCCAGUGAAUAUCCUGUUCAGCCGACUACAUACCUCCCAGAGAAUUUCACCUACGCCCAGAAUCUGCCCUGCCCUGAGCGCUUACCUUCUAUGAAGGGUCCUAUGGAAAUAAACAUGACUGAAGUUCCUAUGGAGGAAGUUGAACUACGCCUUAGCCAGCUGGGUGUUCAGUCUGGGGGCCACUGGAGGCCUGAAGACUGCAAACCACGCUGGAAGGUGGCUAUUCUAAUCCCCUUUAGGAAUCGUCAUGAACAUCUCCCCAUCUUGUUUCAACACCUCGCUCCAAUGCUGCAGCGCCAGCGCUUACAGUUUGCAUUUUACAUAAUCGAACAGGCAGGUACACAGCCAUUUAAUCGUGCUAUGCUCUUCAAUGUGGGCUUCAAGGAAGCGAUGAAAGACCUGGACUGGGACUGCGUUGUGUUCCAUGAUGUUGAUCAUAUCCCUGAAAAUGACAGAAAUUAUUAUGGUUGUGGGCAGAUGCCUCGCCAUUUUGCUACAAAGCUGGACAAGUACAUGUACAUCCUGCCCUACAGCGAGUUCUUUGGAGGAGUGAGUGGGCUCACAGUGGAGCAAUUCCAUAAGAUCAAUGGCUUUCCCAAUGCAUUCUGGGGCUGGGGAGGGGAGGAUGAUGACCUCUGGAACAGGGUGCAUUUUGCUGGCUUUAAUGUGACGAGGCCAGAGGGAGAGAUUGGCAAAUACAAAUCAAUUCCACAUCACCACCGUGGAGAAGUGCAGUUCCUUGGAAGGUAUAAGUUACUAAGGUAUUCUAAAGAAAGGCAGCAUCUGGACGGCCUGAACAAUCUCCAGUAUUCUCCAGAAAUCUCUUUAAGUAGUCUGUAUAAGAACAUCACUGUUAACCUGAGCCCUGAACUGGCCCCCAUAGCAGACUACUGACCAAGCUCUCUUCCAUUCACCUCACCUGUCCCUCGAUACCCCGAAUAUGAUCCAGCACCCAGUGGCGUGGGGAGGGGUGUGUGACUGCAAGCAUUGACGUACUGCUGCCAAGUUACCUUAAAACCAAGAGACCAGAGGUUAAAGGCCUGAAUUCUCGAACAAUUGAUUGUGUGUGUGUGAGAUCGUGUGUAUGUUGGAUCAUACCACCAAUGUUUUUGUAAGUGUGUGCCUGUGAGAGUGUGUGUGUGAGAGAGUCCCAUUGCAUGUUUCUGUGUUCAUUCUGGCUUUAGCAACUCGAAUCGCGUCACGCUACCAAAAACGGGGGGUUAAAAGACAAUUACAAAAAAAAGAGAGAGAGACUGAGAAAGGCAGGGAGUGCCAGCGUCAACAAAUCAGAUGUUUACUGCGAAGCCUUAACUGAUUUUCAUAGGCUGUUAUCACUCUGUGUCUGUUUCAUUUGUGCUGACAAUGUAGAAAAGCUCAGUUUUACAAUUCAGCAGAACCCUAGACGCCAAUAGACUUUUUUUUUUACGGUAUGAUACUGUAGUAUUUUAAAACAUAGUAUUUUUUUGGUCUUGACAAAGAUUUGUGUAUGUACUGUAUAUUUUGAAACAAUUUGUUUUUGUAUUUAUUUUGGACUUUUAUCGAGAUGUGUUUGGGAGCACUCCAGUGGUGUGUGUCAUGUGAGCAUCGUUGUUUCUGCGUUCCAUUUGGCUGUGCAGAGGACUGCUGUGAGAGCUUGCAUGAUCCAGACUCUGUCUGUAAAUUUCCGCCUCUUUUUAAUGAUGCUGUCGCUGAGUCCUGUAACGACGCCCAUCAUUCCAGUGCGCGCACACACACUCUCUUACUUUGGCAGCUAUGUGUCUUUCUUUCCUUCUUUCUUUCUAUUAUUUCUCUUUACGAGAAUUAGACACCUCUUAAAUUAAGGACUCAAAUAAAACAGUAGGUGGGAUACAGGGAUCUGCUCACUAUAUACAUAUUUAAAAAAUCAGCAAAACACCAAUAUCAGCUGCAUGCCUUACUUCUUUUGUUGCCAGAUUUUUUUAAAGCUUUUUUUAAAAAGUUGAACAUUUUUUUUGUUCUUCCUUUCUAAGUAGUUUGUAGUUUUUCUUCCUUGCUCUUAUUUGAAAUGCACUGUACAAACAGAAUAAAAGAGAGCAGGAGAAGGCAAAGACAGUAAAGGAGCGAGGUGGGCUUUUUUUUUUUUUUUGGAAGGAAGACCUGCUGGUCAUUGGGGUUCAGAGCUGCUAAAAAGCCAAAUAGCCCUUCACUUGGUCUGGCAUCUGUGUGUGUCUCUGUGUGAGCGUGUCUGUAUGAGUGAGUUAUUAGUGAAUGGUGCUCUAGCUCUGUGUAAUGAAGUACCUUGUAAUGUUGCACUCUAGUCUGAGCGCAAGUUGGGCCUGGAUGAGGGAGUGAUAUAUUGGUAUAUUACUUUUGAAAGGCAUCAGAAACUGCGUAGAGAUGACUAUUUUAGGUUUCAAGCACUCACAGCUGUCGGCAAGCGAGCUAUAGGCUGUGCUUACUUUUGUACAUUUUGUUUUGCCUUUGUAUAUACUCUUACGUUGAAGAUGUUAAUGCACCAUAAGUUGCUUUAUUUUUUUAUGUUUGUUAAUUUAUCAUAUCUGUCCUAAACAGAACUACUAUGUGGUGUUCUUUUACACUCCCUGUGAGCGUUGAUUGCAUGUGUUUGUGUGGAGACUUGGAGAAACGUGCAUCAGCUUCCAUAAAGGCCAGACCCGAACAGCGCAGUGCAGGCUUAAGUGUCCCUGGGGCUGGGGCACACUCUUAACUUAAUCUUAACCCUUAUCAUAAAGUGCUGGAUAUGCUGGUUAAUUUUAUAUGCUUAUGGUCGUCUUGUGCGUUGGAUCUGGGCCAUGGUUCUGGAGGUACCUUGGUCGUUGAUGGUUUUCCUGCUCUAGUGCACCCACUUCAAGCUUGUUCAUUAGGAGAUCACUUAAACACGCUGUUGGAGGAGGGGGGAACCAAGCCACAGAAAACCAGAAAUGCCAAAUUGGAUGUCUCAUUAGUAGACCAUACAUUAGGUCAGUAUGUGCAAUCUAAUGUAGUAAUAUUUGGUUUUGAGCUGGGGCUUCUAGUGACAGGGUUAAGACACUUCUUUUGUUCUGCAAUCAAACAUGCUGUGAUGGUCCCCCCCCCCCAGGAUUUAUAUGCUGGUGCCUGCCUUCACUGUGCACCAGGGUGAACCAUUAAGCUGAAGCUUGUGCUCUGAUUAAGCACCUGUCUGAAGAAUUCCAUAAUGCUGAGUCUCUUGUUGUUUACAGAGUAUUUCUUUUCUUCUUAUACCUGCAGACUGAAGUCUGUGCUUGAUUGAGCCCAGUUAUUAGAGUUAGGGGUUACAUGAUCUGUAAAUUUUCGACCAGUAUGUGCAAAGGAUUUGAAAGCCGAUUCUAUUUUGCUCCAGAAAUUGGGUUCAAAUGUGAAGGAUAAUGCAGAAGUGAAGAUUACAGGUGCCAAAGUCCUCUUUCCCUCUUCUUUUGUAUGGAAAAUGUAUCCCCCUUUUUUGUGCUUUAUCUCUUUCUGUAAUCUUUGCCUGUAAAAGCUUUCUGUGGUAAAAUGAACUUGCCUCCUACCUUUUCUGUUGCAACCUGAUCGCUGUGUGUCAGGGAGAGAGAGAGUUGAGAGAGGCAAACAUUUACUGUGGCUCAGUAUCCUCUUUUCAGUGUUCCUGAUUAAGGAACAGAGACGAACAUCAAACUGUGAUUCAUGUUGUAAAAGAGAAGGUUAUUUUUGAAUACUAUUGGACCAUGUCUUAAGUGUCACCACAUUAGAAUUGGCAUUUACAGUGUCGCCACCUGAUUAGGACACAGUAUUUUAUGAUCUCCUGGCACUGGAUAACAGUAUUUUGUGGCAGUACUGUCGGUUGUUACAUUUACAUUGCAAUACAUUAGCACGGUACUUAACCUCAACAUAAAUGGUCAUUAUCAGUUUAUCAUUGCCAUUUUAAAAGUAACCAGUGCGCUUUUAUCUGAUAUAUAGAAGAAAACCAUAUCUGAAAGCUACCAACACCAAACUGGUCUACUAGACAAUAUAUGUACUUUUUCUUAACAGAAGUGUUUGCCAUGUGCGAAUAGGAAAAUCUUGUAUUCUUGAGCUUUGAGUAAAUCUAGUAUGUCAUUGUAAGUAUGGGUAUCACAUAUUACCUUUUCACAUUUAGGAGGUGUUCAACCUUCUGCUGUAUAUCCCUAGUUUUUGAAUUUGGCUUAUGCCCAGUGUUUUAAGCAUAAAUAGAUUGUUGGAAGGGGACCCAUUUGGACUCAUUGGUUUUUACUUAGUUGUAGGUAUGAAGGACUUUGUGUUAAAUACUGUACUCUGUCUGCAAAUUUAAAUCAGUUUAAUCUUAACUGACCUCCCACCCCACCCCUUCAAAAAAAGCAAACCUCACCCCAUGCCGAUCUGUGUGUUUAAAAAUGGAACGUUUUAAAGAAGAGUUCACAUUACAGACUUGUAACAUAUCGUUACAGAUUUUUUUUGCAGUAUUCAUCUUUGUGCCUUGAGUUUUUCUUUACUUUUGCACAUUUUGCAUUAUUGGUUGAGAGAUGCAGUGAGGUGGUUGUGGAUGCUGUUUUAAAGCAAUGAAAACAUGUACAGAGGAAAUGUUAUUUUCAGAAGUUUUAAUUUGAAUCUUGAGCUAUGUAUGUAGACCAUCUGAAGCGUCUGAUUGAUGAACUGGAGCAGAAAAUUGGGAGGAUCCUUUCUUCUAUGUCUUUGUUACUCCUUUUUCGAGGGUCCACUUUUGCUGUAACACCAGUUUCAGAAGCGGCAUCCUGGUUACAGAUCUUUGUUUGCCAGUCUAUUCACUGCGUUGCCGGUUUGUUCACUGCAUUACGCUCUGUAAUGAUCAUUAAAAGAGUUUAUAGUUGAAAACA